Messenger RNA from Equus quagga, 1712 nucleotides. It is a transcript of the gene AMH, whose product is annotated as anti-Mullerian hormone. Gene Ontology annotation, molecular function: growth factor activity. Bases 6 to 1622 code for a protein of 538 amino acids. The record is from RefSeq and is a predicted model, not a curated record. Gene Ontology annotation, biological process: Mullerian duct regression; gonad development. Lineage: Eukaryota; Metazoa; Chordata; Mammalia; Perissodactyla; Equidae. The transcript is spliced from 6 exons.
CCAGGAUGCGGGCUCCGUCUCUCUCGUGGCUGGUGCUUGUGCUGUCAGCUGUGGGGGCUCUGCUGAGGGCUGGGACCCCCGGAGAAGAGGUCUCCAGCACCCCAGCUUUGCCUGGGGAGCCAGCCACAGGCACCGGGGGCCUCAUCUUCCACCAGGACUGGGACUGGCCACCAGGCAGCCCCCAAGAACCCCUGGGGUGCUUGGUGACGCUGGACGAGGGUGGCAACCGGAGCAGCGCCCCGCUGCGGGUGGCGGGGGCCCUGAGCGGCUACGAGCAGGCCUUCCUGGAGGCCGUGCAGCGCACCCGCUGGAGCCCCCGCGACCUGGCCACCUUCGGGGUCUGCUCCCCUGCCGACCGGCAGGCGGCCGUACCAUCUCUGCAGCGCCUGCAGGCCUGGCUGGGGGCACCCUGGGGGCAGUGGCUGGUGGUCCUGCACCUGGAGGAAGUGAUGUGGGAGCCGACGCCCUCGCUGAGGUUCCAGGAGCCCCCAUCUGGAGGAGCCAGCCCCCCGGAGCCAGCGCUGCUGGUGCUGUACGCCGGGCCCGGCCCUAAGGUCACUGUCACGGGGGCCGGGCUGCCGGGGGCCCAGAGCCUCUGCCCGUCCCCGGACACCCGCUACCUGGCGCUGGCCGUCGACCACCCAGCAUGGGCCUGGCGCCACCCUGGGCUCACCCUGACCCUGCAGCCUCGCGGAGACGGUGCCCCCCUGAGCACGGCCCAGCUGCAGACGCUGCUGUUCGGCACCGACCCCCGCUGCUUCACGCGGAUGACCCCCGCCCUGUUCCUGCUACAGCGGCCGUGGCCCGCGCCCAUGCCCGCGCACGGCCGGCUCGACACGGUGCCCUUCCCGCCAGCCAGGCCGUCCCCGGAGCCCGAGGAGCCGCGGCCCAGCGCCGACCCCUUCCUGGAGACGCUCACGCGCCUGGUGCGCGCGCUGCGGGGGCCCCCGACCCCGGCCUCGCCGCCACGCCUGGCCCUGGACCCGGGCGCGCUGGCCAGCUUCCCGCAGGGCCUGGUCAACCUGUCGGACCCCGCGGCGCUGGAGCGCCUGCUGGACGGCGAGGAGCCGCUGCUGCUGCUGCUGCCGCCCACCGCGGCCGCUGCCCUCCCGGGGCUGCCCCCCGCCGCAGAGCCGCUGCUGGCGCGCCUGCUCGCACUGUGCCCGGGGGACGCCGGGGACCAGGGCGGCCCGGGCGGCCCGCUGCGCGCGCUGCUGCUGCUGAAGGCGCUGCAAGGCCUGCGCGCCGAGUGGCGCGGGCGCGAGCGGAGCGGGCCCGGGCGGGCGCAGCGCAACGCGGGGACCGGGGCCGCCGACGGGCCGUGCGCGCUGCGCGAGCUGCGCGUGGACUUGCGCGCCGAGCGCUCCGUGCUCAUCCCCGAGACGUACCAGGCUAACAACUGCCAGGGCGCGUGCGGCUGGCCGCAGUCCGACCGCAACCCGCGCUACGGCAACCACGUGGUGCUGCUGCUAAAGAUGCAGGCCCGCGGCGCCGCCCUGGCGCGCGCCCCCUGCUGCGUGCCCACUGCCUACGCGGGCAAGCUGCUCAUCAGCCUGUCCGAGGAGCGCAUCAGCGCGCACCACGUGCCCAACAUGGUGGCCACCGAGUGCGGCUGCCGGUGACCCGCCGCGUGCUCCCAGUGGCGCCCUGCCCGUAUUUAUUCGGAUCCCAAUAAUCGCCCCAAUAAAGACCAGCAAGCACCCAGCUCGGGU